CUGCUUUCUGGCAGAGGCAGGUUACAAAAAGGUGCGGGUUUCCGGAGAAGUGAAAGGGGAAAAGAACGUUAGAGGAGGAUGUGAAGGAGGAGGACGUCUCAGGUGGCAUGAGAGAGAAGGGGAAAUGAAAGUGUCUUGAAGGACCAUUCUGGGCGACGUGAUGGAAGGAGUUGGAAAGGAGAGGCCCGUAUGCAGUUCCAAACCCUUCCAAUGGACCAAUCCCCCCAAAACAGAGGCGUCAGCGCUGCUCUGGAAGCUGAAGGACUGUUUCACCACCAAUGAAAAGGCGCACGAUCAGUUGGAUUCUAAAACAAAAAUCAUGGAGAACAGGACUGUGCUGCAAUUGAAGGACGUCCCCCCGCCUCAUCACAUGCCCACCUCCCGAUCAUCCCAGCUCUUCCCCAAUGCCCCUCUCCCUUCGCUUCCUCCCGCUUUGCUCCCUCCCCAACUUACACAGGACUGCCAUUCCCAACAGCCCCCACAAUCUCAGCAGGCGUCAGAGGGGGUCAGCCCAAAAGUAAGGAUGUGCUCCCACUGUGACUUCUGCAGCCCCGGCCAUGGGUUACUGGUUGGUGAACGUGUUGUUGGCAGUAAUGGCUGCUCUUCAAUGAAGAACAUGUCACUCCAUAGGUCUUUAAAUUCUGUACAAGCAAUGAGCAACAGCACUAGUGUCAACACUAGUGGGAGCUCAAGUUCUUGUUCUGGAACCCCAGCCCUUCAACAUUUCAGGCACACUUUAAACUGUGAAGAUGAAACGCCUGAUAAAUUACAGACUGAUUUUAAGCCACAGAUGCUCUCAGCUGUUGCGACAUCCCAACCCCUGUCUUCGCACCCCUAUCCUUUGUGCUGCUCAGGGCUUCUGCAUAACCAUUCAAGUUUAUGUCUCCCACACAGUCAACCCAGCCUUCACUUCCCUGACCCCUCUGUGGCUUCCUCACUUCCUUCUGUUUCCUCACUUCCCAUCCCGAUGCAUGACCCCUUCUUGGCAUCCCCUCGGUACUGUACCUGUGGUGUUAACUGCACUCCUUUAGCGAGAAACAUCACGUCCUUCGGUGAUCACCCAGCAACCACAACUAUAACUUCUUCAACAUCGGCUCACUUCUGCUCCGAUCCUGUUCAUCUAAACGUAGAGCGCACCAUUUGUGUGAAGGGUGCUCAUUUCUGCCAGAUGUGCUUGUUGAAGCCUGCGAAUGGUGUGGCAGCAGAAUCGGAGAAGUCGUGGCCGAAUGUUCCUGUUCCACAUUUGGCUCCUAUCUCCAUUCCCAUCUGUAACGGUUGUGGAACAUCGUCAGAGGGUUUGGUGCGCAUGCCAAUGACGAACAUUGGCAAAACUGGACCGACUUAUGGUUCUUUGGAGAGUGGGGGCACGGAGAAUAUCCCGCCUGUUGGUGUUUUUUGGGACAUUGAGAACUGCAGUGUACCAACGGGACGCUCAGCCGGAGCGGUGGUCGAGCGCAUUCGAGAGCGCUUUUUCCAAGGUCAUCGAGAAGCAGAGUUUAUAUGCGUUUGUGAUAUAAGCAAGGAGAGUAAAGCUGUUAUCCAAGAGCUUAACAACUGCCAGGUGACUGUUGCUCACAUCCAUGCUACGUCCAAGAAUGCCGCUGAUGACAAGCUUCGCCAGAGCUUACGCCGCUUUGCUGAAACCCACACUGCACCUGCAACAGUUGUUUUAGUAUCAUCGGAUGUGAAUUUCGCCAGUGAGUUAAGUGACCUGCGUCACCGCCAUGGUUUCCAUGUGAUCCUGGUUCAUGGAAGCCAGACGUCACAGGCUUUGAUGCAGCACGCCAACCAGCAUGUAGCCUUCCAAGAAAUCACGGCGGAUUUGCCACCACGCAUGCUGACAAAUACUCAGCCCAGUUUCAACCUCCUCUAUGUGCACAACCUUCCUGUCAACUGUGACAAGGACCUUCGGAACGCAGUGAAGCUCAGGCUCCGCCGCCUCUCUGACAACUGUGGUGGCAAGGUUUUGGGCAUGUAUCAAGGCACGGCAGUCCUCAGGUUUGGUAGCCCAGACGCGGCUGCGCGUGCACGCAAGCGAAUGGAAAACGAGGACGUGUUCGGCCACAGAAUCAGCCUUUCCUUUUUGCCGCAAUCUGGUGAUGACACUGGUCCCAAGCUUGAACUUGAAAGUCAGACUGAUCACACUCCUUUGCCCCCCCACCAAAAUCGGGACAGAGCGUUCGCUCCUCUGUCCUCUUUUUCUUUUCUGCCUCUGGAGAAUGUGAGAUCCCCCAGAAGGCCAUGGAGAGCAGCUCGUCCAUGCUUCACUACUGGCACGGUGCCUGAAAGGCCAUACAGCCCCAAGAGAGGGUGCAGUGAGCCUCCUGGUGGUGCCCCAGCAAAGCCCCAUCAGGAAUUGGGUAAUUUGGAGAAUAAAACCAGUCUGAACAUAAAUCACCUGGAUAAAGCAGCAGCCUCGUCUUCACUCUGUACUGAUGACAGCAGAGCUUUUGAACAACUGCCUCAUCCCAGUCCAACUGGAGCGUCUGCGGGUCGACAAAGAGAUGAUUCCAAUCCUCCCAGUGCUCCAGAAUCGGACUUUGGAGACCGGACCUCUGAGGAUUUUAAAAUCAGCACACCAUCAGCUUUCAGCAAACUGAACCUUCACCGGAGCUUCAGUCCAUUGGUCCUCUCCCAGAGCUCCUGGUCUUCAAGAAGUGCAUCUCCGUGUCUCUCCAGCCGUUCCUCACCCCUGCUCUCUGCCCCUCGGAGCCCUUGUCCAGAGGGUCGACAAGAGCCUUUUUCUGAUGGGGCUGAAAUCCUGGUCGCCAAUCUGGACUACAGAUUGUCCCGAAAGGAUCUGCAACAGACGCUCCUCAACAUUUUCUCCAGAUUUGGACGGGUGAAAGCUGUAGAGCUCAGUCCACAUACAGACUAUCAACUCAAAGCCACGGUCCAGAUGUUUUCCUUACAGCAGGCCAUCAGUGCCGUCAGUGGGCUGCACAGGUAUAAAAUUGGAGGAAGACGCAUCCAGGUGUCCCUGGUCACUGGUGGCAGGAAUAAAGCUCUUUCACUGCUCAGCUCUGAGAUCGUAAGCAUUCUCUUGGAAGCUCCCGCCAACUGCCUGCCCUUGUUGAAGUUUACGGAGAUUUACAAGAAAAAAUAUGCUCGCAGGCUCGUGAUUGGAGAUCUGUAUGAGCUGCCAGAGGUGGUAGCUGUUAGAGAACAGGGAGGUUCAAGACUGGUGUGCCUUCUACCAAGCAGCCAAGUCCGACAGAGUCCACUGGGGUCUUCUCAUUCGCAGGAGGGCUCGUCUUCAACAAGCUGCAGCCCGGUUGUUUUUGAGGAACUGGAGUAUCAUGAACCAGUGUGCAGGCAACACUACACUCAACCAAACUUCAGUGAGGCUGACUUCGAUCCAGACUCUUAUCAAAUCCCAUUUGUAAUGUUGUCGCUGAACACGUUGGCUGCAGAAGUUCACAGCUUGCUGCAGUCACAUGAGGGUACUCUUCCCUUACUCAGUUUCCCAGACUGCUACGAAGCCCAGUUCCGACCGUUGGAGCUGGUAAAUGAAACCAUAGAGGGUGCGGUUCCUUUGGAACACCUCAUCACGUGCGUUCCUAGUAUCACCAUUGUCACAGCUCAGAAUGGCUUCAAAGUCAUCAAGUGGAUCCACAACAAACCACCAACUGCCAACUCUGCAGAACCAUGGAUUCAGCGAUGCAAGAGCCCAGUGGGAAACCCUCAGCUCAUUCAGUUCAGCCGAGAGAUCAUCGAUCUGCUAAAGAGUCAACCGUCAUGCCUCAUGCCGAUGAAUAAGUUCAUACCAUCCUACCACCAUCACUUUGCCAAGCAGUGCCGAGUCUCCGACUAUGGCUUCUCUAAGUUGUUGGAGCUGCUGGAGGCUGUUCCGCAUGUCCUGCAGAUUUUGGGGAUGGGCAGCAAACGCAUGCUCACUCUGACCCAUCGUGCGCAAGUGAAGCGCUUCACGCAGGAUCUGCUCAAGCUGCUCAAGUUUCAAGCCAGCAAGCAAGUGGCCCUCAAGGACUUCAUGCAGGCAUACCACUGGUGCUUCUCAAGAGACUGGAGAGUGGCCGACUACGGCACGUGUGACCUAAUGGAUCUUCUGACUGAAAUUCCUGACACGACUAUUACUGUCGCACGGCAGGAACAAGACACAGUUAUAUCUGUUCCCAAAAGAGAGCGCACUGCGGAGGAGAUCGAACGCACCAAGAAAUUUGGAAAGGAGGUCGUGGAUCUGUUGCGGCACCAGCCUCAUUGCCGAAUGCCGUUCAGCAAGUUCAUCCCCACCUACCAUCACCACUUCUGUCGCCAGUGCAAGCUCAGCUACUACGGUUUCACCAAGCUCAUGGAGCUCUUCGAGGCCAUCCCUGAAGUUCUGACAGUAUUGCAGUGUGGCGAGGAGAAAGUGCUGACACUGACUGAAGUGGAGCAGAUCAAGGCUCUAGCAGCUCAGUUGGUCAAGCUGUUGCGCGCACAGAAGACUUCCACCCUUCCCGUCAACCAGCUGCUCACAGAGUACAGCAAGACCUUUGGUUACGGGCUCCGACUGCAGGACUAUGACGUCAGCUCUCUGCCGGCUCUGCUCAACAAACUCUGCCACGUCGUCAAGGUUGUGGACAGUCCUGAGGGUCGGGAAGUGCAGUUAAUCAACAGGAAGUCUCUGCGUCUGCUGACCACCCAGCUCCUGGCCCUGCUCAUGUCUCAGGAGGAGAAUGUGGACAAGGGUCUGACAGUGGAAGAGCUGAGCCAGCGAUACCUCACUGUCUACAGAAUCUUGCUCAACCCAUGCGAAUAUGGGUUCCUCUCCCUCAGCGAGUUGCUCAAGAGUCUGCCAUACCUUGUAGAAGUCUACAACGACAGUGAUGAAAGCAUCAAAGCAGGGAACGAUCCCGCUCUUCAUGGUGAUGAGUGGGUGCGGCUGACCAUGCUGUACCAGUUUGCCCGAAACGUCCGUGCCCUGCUCAACACCUACCAUUACAACCAGAUCUUCCUGACUGAGUUUCAUGCCGCCUACACCAAAUUCACUGGCUGCGGCCUGGAGCCACGGUCCUAUGGCUACAACGGCAUUGAUGAGCUGCUCGGUGCCAUUUCACAGGUGGUCUGGAUCAAAGGACAUGGGCACAAGAGAAUUAUUGUUUUGAAGAACGAUAUGAAAGCAAAGACCAGCUCCCCGGUGCCCAGCAGUCCUCAACCUGGAGCAAGCACAGAAACCCCCAGAGACAGUCCUGUCAGUUCAGACGGUUGUGAAACUCCACGACAAAGUGUGGCUGGUUCGGCAGAAUCGGAGCUGCUAUGUUUGACCUCAUCAGAGGACCUGCUGUGUGGCCCUGUUCCAUCCUGUCUGCCUUCACCUCAGCUCCAUCCAGACCCUGUACUCCUGCGUGAUGCCGAUUUGAUUCGUUUUGAGGACAAAACUGCAGCCACAGCAGGUGGCAAUAAACCUGGGAGCAGCAGUUCGGACGCGGCUGUCAACACUAAAACGCCGCUCUCUGUGGAAAGUCCGAGCAGAAGAGGCGCACGCAGUCGCAUCAAGCUGGCCGCCAACUUCUCCCACACGGCAGGACUCUGAUCCACGUCAAGUACAGCACACUCAAUCACUCGCACUGGUGGCUGUUGUACUGUAACUCUAGCAAGAGUUGUCAUUAUGUGUCGGCGUCGUCUCCCGCUGCUAAUGUGUGCCGCUGGUAUCACACAUCACUGUCCUGAACUAAUUUCCACUCAUGCAGAUAAUCUGCACACUCCACCGAUGACCUGGUAUAUUCAUAUAGUUUAUCAAAGUCACAGUCUUAAUUUCACCUGGCGGGAAGUUCAUGACGUUUUCCUUGUUGUUAUAAGAAAGAAAAAACAAAACUAUCAUAUCAGUUAGUCGUCACUGUCGUCAGCCACAGUCUCAUCUCAGAAAGAAGGAAAGUCAUUUUUUAAAUUUUAAGUCUAAAUAAAGUGAAAUUUAUUCAGUUUAAAUUCCUGAAAAGCAGUUUUAAAAGUAGCAUUAUUUCAUACCUACAAAUGCAGAAUUUCAUUUAGCAUUUCAUCAGAGAGCCCCAGACUUGGAUCCUCAUUCAGUCUCAGUUUGAUUCAAAGACUUGAGUGUUCACCGGCUAGAAUCCACCGCUGGCUUGGAUUCCAAGACCACUUUGGUUUUUGACCCGAAUUUUGUUGAAUUAGCAGUAAGUCUGUCGGGAUGAAGGGAAUAUUUGCGCCGUUUUGCAGUUGAUUAAAAGAUUUUAUUGCCCCGCUCCAUGCAGUCCAGUAAAUGGAAGGUGUGCACAGAAUCUCUUCAGCAUUUUGACUCGCGGUGCAUUUGCUGAGGCAGCAGAAUCAGAAGACUCUUAGCCAGCAUUCGGUGGACGUUUGUGUGUGUGACUUACACUUCUGUGGUGUUAAAUUCAUUGGGUGUGCAUAAGAGUUUAUGCACGUUGUGAGCUACACGGCAACAGAAAAAGGCAGGAGUUUAUUUUCAUCCCUGCCUUUUAUUUUUAAGAUGGUUCACGGUUGUGGAGUUUGAAUCACCCAUUCUCUGGUUGGGCUUCUCUCCCUAGGGUGAUUCUGAACCGCACACCAAGGUCCAUGCUGAGUUGAUAGAUUAGUGGGAAGAUGAGGGGGGGAACUCUUCAUGCACGUGAAUUUUGAGUGGGAGGUGGUGAGACGGGGGGGACGGGGGAGUUUGUUGAGCAGACAUGAGCUCCUAAUAGAGAGUCGCCACUGGCUCUCUGGAGUCUGACUGGCUUUUACAAUGGCUUGUAUUUGCCAGGGUGUUAUUGGGAAUCAAACCUUCUCACGCCUCCUUCCCCUCACUCACUUAGUUUUGUUUUUUUUACCUCCUGGAAGUGUCUUCUGAAGCUGCUGAAUUACACAAGAAACACGUUCUUCUGCUGCCCGUCAAAUUCUGCACGACUGAGAGCGGGUUUGUGUUCAGAGGUAGAACCGGAGCGCAGAGCUGGAACUAUUUCUAUCAGGCCUUUUGUUCUCCUUUCAAUCCCAUUUUCAAAGGAAUUUUGCUGGAGUGAGAACAAAAAUGAAUUUAUUGCAUUUGUCUCUUCAAACAAAAAAUCUAGAGUCUGGGGUUUCUGCUGCCACUUUCUCUUCGACAGACGACCUUUGUGGAUUCCGACCAAUACUUGAUUUCAAUUUGAGAAUGAUGAACGCCCACCAUGUUUUAGGUACUGCAUUUAUACACGUGGAUGAAACGCACCGACACAGUGACGACUAGCUGAGUGGCAAAACUUUCUCUCACAGCUGCUGCUCUUAGUUCAGGUUCCACCAGUGAGGAACAUUUGUCCCAAUGAAUAUAUGCACAUCUGCAUAGUUUUGUUUCAUGUCAUAGUUCUGGUUUCUUUGGGAACAGAAUUUGAUUUGUACGCACAAAAAAAAAAAAAUACUCUGUGUGACUUCAGUGUCUUUCGCGGCCUGCCAUUGUUUAACAACCCCGGAUCGGACAAACUUUGUUGAAGGGACCAAACUAUUUUGUGUUAAUAAAUAUCACGAGCAUUACAUUGUUGUUU
This is a messenger RNA of Synchiropus splendidus (mandarinfish), 7466 nucleotides long. RefSeq names its product meiosis regulator and mRNA stability factor 1-like. Gene Ontology annotation, biological process: post-transcriptional gene silencing. NCBI's taxonomy places the organism in Eukaryota, Metazoa, Chordata, Actinopteri, Syngnathiformes, Callionymidae. Bases 161 to 5533 code for a protein of 1790 amino acids. Gene Ontology annotation, cellular component: cytoplasm; peroxisome. The transcript is spliced from 27 exons. The record is from RefSeq and is a predicted model, not a curated record. Gene Ontology annotation, molecular function: RNA nuclease activity; mRNA base-pairing post-transcriptional repressor activity; CCR4-NOT complex binding.